AGGAUUCCAAAGGAUAAUACAUCGAAAUGCCCAUAAGCUCAUUCAGCCUUCCCUUCCCGUCAGUUUUCUUGCCGUUUUAUCCCGUGGCACUUGUUCUCAUACAGAAUUUCUGUGCUGGAAAGUUUUUGUUCAGCAGGAAAUUUCUAGGAAAGUAUCAAGAAAUCGAUCUAUCUCUUGCUACUGUGAGGACCGAGGGAUUCAUCGUUGCAGUCCUGGUCCUGGUCCUGUGGAUGCGAGUGAUGCUGACAUCCAAGAAGUACUACGUGGAAGCAAGUCCAGUGUAUCAGUGGAAUCCGAACAGCCUGGGGAUCGUCUUUGUCUGCCUGUUCACUCCGUUCCAUUGUUACCUCUUUCUUCUUGGCAUUCCAGAUGAAUCGCUGCUGAUGUCAUAUGUGGUUUGGGCGACUGGAUAUGGCUACAUGCUGUUACUUUUGGCGUACCUCUUUACCCAAAGAGAGAAAAUCUUGUCGAACAUAAACAACGCUUCUUAUCGCCACCAGGUGGAAGAAUACAACACAGCUUGGAACGCUAGGAGACAACAAGAGACUGUGGAGUACGACGAUUUCUUGAACACGCUGAAUGUUAUGCGAUGAUGUCAGGUAUGAAUGAAACAUGAAUAAAUGUGAUACAG
This is a messenger RNA of Guillardia theta CCMP2712, 631 nucleotides long. RefSeq lists its product as hypothetical. The transcript is spliced from 4 exons. Lineage: Eukaryota; Cryptophyceae; Pyrenomonadales; Geminigeraceae. The coding region runs from base 27 to 593 and encodes 188 amino acids. The record is from RefSeq and is a predicted model, not a curated record.